AUGGCGGCUACUCGUUAUGGUUUUCCUAAAGAUGUUAAAAGGAGAGAGGCCUGGAUUCAGUUCGUAAAUAAAGAGAACUGGGAACCCAGGAAAGGUAGCAAAUUAUGUACAAGACAUUUUGAAGAGAGGCAUGUAGAUAGGACUUCCUUAGCUCAUCCUAUUCGUUUGCGAGAAAAUGCAAUCCCUACAAUUGGUGAAUCUCAGGUGCUACAAAUGCAGGAGAAUUCAAAAGUGAGGAUAUUAUCUAAUAUCAGUAUAAUGUCAGAAAGGAACGUAAUUUCCAAUGUAUCUCCAGAUAUUCCUAGUACAUCAUGUGAGUUAACUCCUAGGAAGUGGAAGAUAUCUAAAGAAUUAGGUCGUUCGCAGAAAAUUAGUAGUGAACGAAAACGAAGAUUAAGGAAUGUUCGUCGAAGACUACAAAGAAGUGAGAAACAAGUAGCUAACAUGAAGAAUGUAAUUGAGAAACUCAAGAAAACAAGAUUUAAGGACGUCAAAUAA
Molecule: messenger RNA, 498 nt
Organism: Diabrotica virgifera virgifera (western corn rootworm)
Lineage: Eukaryota; Metazoa; Arthropoda; Insecta; Coleoptera; Chrysomelidae
Product: THAP domain-containing protein 2-like
Exons: 4
Coding region: 1-498 (165 amino acids)
Source: RefSeq, a predicted model, not a curated record